ACAACAACUUAAGAAAAUAAGAAGACAUGCAAGCGGAACAGGAAACACAGCUCACAAACGUAAACAAACGUGAUCCCUUGUGAUGAUAGCUCUAUGGUGUGACCGUACCGACGACCAUCACUUAAAAACAGUUAAUUAGAAUAGGGCCUAGAAAUCGUGUAGCCCACGAUGACGACGUGUAUUCAGCGACCGAAACUAUCAGAUUUUGGUUUUACAACAGAUGAUAGCAGCGUGUUUUAUCGUCCGCAAUGGUCCAAGUUACCCUUGUUAGUCCUAGCCAUCUACCGGGUUGUUGUAUCCCUGUACGUGAUUGGUUUCUUCAUCGGUGUGUUGGUCCUUUCUAUCAAGAGCCAGGGCGGUGCAUCAUUCGUCUACCUGACAACGAUCGCCUUCAUGAUCUUCAUUGCAUACAACGUGACGGCGAGUGUUAAUGUUAUCUGGGAUGGUUGCAUCAAGCGGAGAAAUGCCGGUGAAGAACUUUGUGUCCGUCACAAGACUCACUGGUUCCUCUUCAGCAUGACAACCAACCUCAAUUUCCUAGUCACCCUGGUCUAUUGGAGCGCCCUUUACACGCCCAUGCUCCCACUCAUCUAUGAUCUGACCAUGCACACCCUGACAUCCGUCGUCUGCCUGUUGGAUAUCUUCCUCACACCGGUGCCCAUCUACCUCCUGCACUUUGUCUACCCUCUGCUGCUUGGCACCAUCUACCUCGUCUUCACACUCAUCUUCUGGGCGGUGGGCGGCUUCCACAGACAGCCCAUCUACCCCUUUCUAGAUUACACGGAUCAUCCGGGCCGAGCAGCAGGUGCGAUCGUGGGGAUCUUCGCCGCAGUGGUGCUCAUGCAGGGUGCUGUCUGGGCACUGUAUAAAUUUAAACAGUGGAUCUGGGUCAGAUGUGACGGUGGCACCAGUGCUCCUACCCGACUGAGGACGUUAUCGGCUGCCGAAGUGGAGGAGCAUUGCAUCGAGGAUGAGAAGGUAGUUGAUGAGCCAAUCACGACUGGACAGAUAUGAACAUCAGUAGUUACAUACACAUCGAUGGCACAUACACCCGCAUGUUGAGGAAGGUUGAGGAAGGUUCAGUUCAGAAGGUUCACCAAUGUCCGGCUCUAUGGAAAACUCCCUGCGCUCACGGAGAAGAUCAAGGCGGGUAGGUUGCAGCUUGCUGGUCACUGCCACAGACACCCUGUGCUGCCUGCCUGCUAGUAAGCUCGUGGCUUGGGAACCAACGCAUGGCAGACAAGAGCCUGGACGCCCAAGGACAACUAUGUUAAUGACGUUGAUGCAGGAUGCAGGAGUCGAGACGAAGGAGGAGUUGGCCAGCUGCAUGGAGUCAAGGGAGGUGUGGCAACGUCUCGAGCCGACUUGAUAGAUAGAUAGAUAUAGUUACAUACAGCAGGUUCUGGACAUAUUUAAAAGUCUCAGCCUCUUUUUUCUGCCCUCCGGCAUAUUUAAAGUCUCAGCCUCUCUGUGCCCAUCUUUAAAAAGACUGUAAAAUCUUCAAUCAAAAACAUUGUGCACACAUGCGGCUUGUAUCAAGUCUACAUAUUACUUUGAAUCAUUGAAAGUGUAGCAGGACCCAACGUACUUUCAUUUCGACACAAAAGAAUAUGAUGACGCACAGUCGGUGCAUGCUGAACUUCAUGCUCUAUGACUGAUAAAUGCAUACUUUCAGUGGGGGCGCUGUUCAAAUCCGGCAAUAAUUAACACUAUAUCACAGAAUAAUGUACAUAUACCCCCUUACCAAUAACCAAGCUGGAUCUGUACGUAGGAGGGCAAAGUACCAAUGGGGGGAGCCCACUACCUUAAAAAUUAACAAAAUACACAUGUAUGGCUCACAAUUGCUCGCCAAGGGGGGCCCGGCCCCACCGCGCC
Molecule: messenger RNA, 1875 nt
Organism: Patiria miniata (bat star)
Lineage: Eukaryota; Metazoa; Echinodermata; Asteroidea; Valvatida; Asterinidae
Product: protein rolling stone-like
Exons: 3
Coding region: 169-1014 (281 amino acids)
Cellular component (GO): membrane
Source: RefSeq, a predicted model, not a curated record